Molecule: messenger RNA, 4870 nt
Organism: Haliotis rufescens (red abalone)
Lineage: Eukaryota; Metazoa; Mollusca; Gastropoda; Lepetellida; Haliotidae
Product: protein farnesyltransferase subunit beta-like
Exons: 13
Coding region: 20-1282 (420 amino acids)
Biological process (GO): protein farnesylation
Cellular component (GO): protein farnesyltransferase complex
Molecular function (GO): protein farnesyltransferase activity
Source: RefSeq, a predicted model, not a curated record
UCGAACAGAAUCUGAAAUCAUGGAAGAUGAGAGCAAACUCCGUCAGAGAUGCACUUGGGAAAAAUUUGAAAAUGAAAAAUUUGGAGACGAUAAAGUAUGGUCAGAAACAUCUGACGAACAGAUGCGAGUGGAGAGAUCAAUUGCUGCCCUAUACACCACUUUCAAGAACAAACUUGACAUCAGCCCAGACAUUCCAGAGUUGGAGAGGAACUCCCAUAGAGUAUUUUUGUGGAAGGGCUUGAAGAAUUUGUCAUCAUCAUAUGAGUGUUUAGAUGCGAGUCGGCCAUGGUUGUGUUACUGGAUCCUGCACAGUCUAGAAAUCCUCAACGAGCCUGUUCCUGAGGAUAUUGCUUUGCAAGUCGUGGACUUCCUCAAGCGGUGCCAGUCCCCAACAGGCGGCUAUGCAGGUGGCCCGGGACAGAACGCUCACCUGGCUCCCACCUACGCCGCUGUCAACGCCCUCUGUAUCCUGGCACCAAUCACUGACGAGGCUUACAAGGCAAUCAACAGGGAGACAUUAUACAAAUUUUUAAUGCGGAUGCGGAUGCCAGAUGGCUCGUUCAAGAUGCACGAUGGUGGAGAGGUGGACAUCAGGGGAGCCUACUGUGCAGCCUCCGCAGCACGACUGACUAAUACAGCCACAAAGGAGCUAUUUAAAGACACGUCACUGUGGAUUGCAAGCUGUCAGACGUACGAGGGAGGAUUUGCAGGCUACCCUGGACAAGAAGCCCAUGGUGGCUACUCGUUCUGCGGCCUGGCUACUCUGGUUCUACUCAAUGGUAUUCAGUACUGUAACCUCAAACAGGUUCUGAGGUGGACAGCGAAUCGUCAGAUGAGAUAUGAAGGGGGUUUCCAGGGACGAACCAACAAGCUGGUAGAUGGGUGCUAUUCAUUCUGGCAGGGAGGGAACUUCCCCCUGCUUCACAUGGUGCUCUGCUCUCAAGAUGACCAGGCCCUGAGUGCCCAUCGGUGGAUGUUCCAUCAAGAGGCGCUGCAGGAAUACAUCUUGAUUUGUUGUCAGCACUCCGGGGGAGGUCUCAUUGAUAAACCUGGAAAGUCCCGGGACUUCUAUCAUACGUGUUACUGUCUCAGUGGUCUCUCACUUGCUCAGCACUUCACAGGGGGCCACCUGGCGGACACGUAUAUUGUCGGACAUACCAAGAAUGAAGUAAAAUCGGUGCAUCCUGUGUACAACAUCGGCAUCGAUGCCGUCAUCCACGCUAAUGAACAUUUUAACCUGCUCCCAGUUCCAGGGUCGUCAGGGAAACACGAAGAGAAGUAACAUCCAAUAUCUCUGUCUGAAACAAUCUAUUCUCUCGAGGGGCAGGACUGUCAGUAUUGUUUAUUAAGACAACUACACCACCAAGACAAGCUACAACCAACUGAUAAACUGAUGUAACUAGUACUGAAUGUUUGUAAAAGAUUUCGUCAAUGCUUUUUUGAUGGUUUCCAGCAUAGAUCUGUCUCCAUGCUCCUAACUAUCGAGCAAAAGGGGAAGGGCGUUGAACAUUAACAUGAUAAGAAAAUAUAUAUGGGCAUAGUGUUCAGGGACGUUGAGGUUUAUUAUGUAUCCAACCCUGUUAAGUGGUAUUCCAGAUGCUCCUGUCAUGAAAAGUUUAUCUCUGCGGAUGCCAAUAUUUAAAUGUUAAAAUUAAUUUUUCGUUCUUUUUCUCUUGCAAAGAGUGACAAAUCAAUCCACUAUUUAGCCCUAAGCUCAUGAGCAGGCAUGGUCAGGCCUUCCAUGUGGAAAUCCCAGUCUGAUUUACUUGUUCAAGCUGUGUACACUGAUAUGUGUCAAUGGUCUCUAUUAAAUUAAUAGACUACGUCUGAGGGCAGAGCACUCUCAUGAUUUGCUACAAAUCAACAGAGGGUGCAUUUGCUUCUCACCAUUGUCUGAUACCAAGAGUUCUUAAAUUGAAUGUUAAGAGACAUUAAGUGGUAUGACAGAUGGCUAGAGGUGUGGCGAUGGCACCCUCAGGAUAGAUCCUUGUUACAUGAUGUCAGAAGAGGCAACUAAGGCGGGAACCAGGUGAACACAAUAGCUAAAGAGUAUGGAUUAACCAGAGACUCUCCGUCAUAACCUGGCUGAAUGAGGGACAUUGUACACGGGUCUGGUCCAAAACUUGAAAAGUCUCCAGUAUAGUAUAAUGAAGAGGAAUGUUCUACCUUCCACACACAGAUAACUCACAACUGUCACAAUGUGGGCCACACCAAUAAAUGUGUAUUUUAUUUACUUGGGUCAGUGUAACAAGAGGCAGGAAGUAAAAAGCAUAAUGUCAGUGGUCAGAUAACUAAAGCACUCUAUCACUUGUAUUGAGUAUUAGCCAUGCAUUUUUCAGAUGUUGUUUGUUUUAGACUCUUGUGUCUAACCAUAUGUUUAAAGAGUUACAGUCAAGUCCCAUUAAUCAGACAUUGUUGGUUUCAUAUGAUUAUGCGGAUUAACGAGUAUGUCGGAUAAACUAAAUUAAGUAGUGUCAAUGUUCGUGAUCGAAAAUUGGACAACUACACGAUAGAUAAUUAUAUGAACAAGUAAGGAAAAAGGAAAAAGGAAAUAUUCAUAUUGUUGUGUUACAUUCAUACAUCAAAACACGAGGCUGUGUACUCGCGGGCAGAUGACCAUAGUGUAAGCUGAUCACUGUGUCGGAUUAACGAGACUGAUUAAUGAGUGUUUUCAGCAAUUCAUUGCAAAUUAAGUGUCGGAAUCGGAGUGAGAGACUGUCGGAUUAACGGGUCUAAAUAGCACUGAUUUAAUCGGUUCCCAACAUUUGUGUCGGAUAAAGCCGAUUGUCGUAGUAACGAGUGUCAGAUAAACGAGACUUGACUGUAUAUUGUGUUCCAACCAUUGUCAGUAUUUUCAUCCGAUACACCUUUGUUGUAACACCUGCAAUUAUUUGUUUUAUUGAAAAGGAGUGAUCCAAUUAUUUUGUUUGGCAUCCGUACAUUCAAAGCCUUAGUUAGGAUUAGCAGUAUGUGUCUUCUGAAUCCUAAAGUGGAGGUAGAUUCUUUUUAAUUAGGUGCAGGUACUGUUGGAAUACUUGUAUAAAACCCUGUGAAGAUCGGGGCUAGAAUAGGUCCCCAGCAAUCCAUGCUUGUCCAGUAUGUUGUAUAUGGUGAAAUGUGGUACUAGGUCUGACUGAUUGAGAAAGAGCUUCCAGGUGUACUGCUUUUCGAAGAUGGAUUUAGAGUGCCGAUAAAGAACCAUUUAUGUUUGGCUUUUUGGACAUGCUGAUCCUAAAUACGCAAUAGUAAAAGAAACAACUUUUGUUACAAAGGUGGUACUUGUUGUUACCCUGACUGGUAGACUCGGGGGUCAGUAUACUGUGAUUGAGUAGGGAUAUCCAUGUUAAACUGCAGCAUAUCAAAGUUGUUCAAGCACUCUAAAACCGGCAUUAGUAUGGGCAGGUACAAGCAGCCACACACACACACAUGUAGCACUUGCCAUGUAAGUGCAGUAAUCUUGAACGUGAUGUUUCAGCACAGGUGCUACUUGUGGUCUGUUGAUCCAACAAGUAAUCCCAGUUGUGGAUCACCAUGUGAUAAAGGUUCCAGCAUCGGUACCACAUUGAAAGAAUAAUGAAGUGGAAAUCCAAAAGUCAACCCUGUUUCAUUAAAAUGACAAAAGUCGAUUAAAGUAGAAAAACACUCCAAGGCUUGCUGAGGACAUUUUUUUCUACUUUUUGAUAUCGUGUUGAUAUAUUUGAUUUGACACAAAGGUGAGAUUUUAUUUAUUAUCAAAUAUCAAUCUCAGUCAUUAAGUACAAGACCAAUGUAUAAGACUGAUUACUAAUUGGACAUUUGAGACCAUCGUGAAAUGAUGAAGGUGUAUUCCUCGCAAAAACAUGCCAUUGUUUUAAUUGACUGAAACUUUUGCGGUUUAUGUUUCUGUACGAUAGCUGAGAAAUCACUACCAAAGUGUAAUUUUUUGUAAGUGUUGUGUCCAUAAAUUCAAAACUCAUUGUUAAACAAGACACCUUUAUUUGACUCUAUUGGUAAGUUGGUCAAGCGUUUAAUCUGCUGAGCAAUACUGCCUGUCUGUAGAUGUGGUGACAUUCCCUUCUGACGUCCCAGUAACGAAGUGGCGAUACAUUGUAACAUUACCAUGGUUACAGUGCUAAGACUAUACAGCUAUGGAGAUGUGUUGCACCCAAUCACCUCCUCACUAACCAAAGAGCUUGUUAUUCUGAAUGUAGUUUAAAAUGAUGGAGAGAACGAAAGAAAAUGUGUUUUUUAGUCAAAAGGUGGUCAAAAAUAGAAUCACUUGUGUUACAUUUGAACAUAAAAAACCUCACAUUAACGCUGAUGUCAGUUAACCAGUGGGUGACCAGGAAUGCAAUGUUCCCGUGGAGAUAUUGCUUGGUCUCCUGUGGGUGUUAGAAUUAGACGAAUGAAUCCACCUACAUCCUGUUAAACAGAAACUGAAAGAUUAUUUCUUUAGGUAAAUUUUGUCAAGUUUGAAAUGAUACUCUCAAUUUAUUCAGUUGGUAUUAUCAGUCAUUGUUGUUCUUGGAUUAAUUCUGAGCGACAGCAUGUAGUGUUUUUGUAAAUGCAUGGAGUAAAUUAGAAGAAUUGAAUCAAUAUAUGAACAUAUCAGUGCAGUUAAACUUUUUCAUCCAUAUUCUCCACAUUACAGGCAAUUGUUGGGGAAUGUAUGCAUAGACAUAUAGAGACAUGACCCAUGUUUAUUUCCUAUCUGGAAGUUUUGUUCAUGUGGAAGGUUCUGGAUUUACAGGGUUUUACUGUAUCAGUGGGGGCACGGGUGGCCCAGUCGUCUAAGGCGCCGCUGUGCAGAGUUGCGAUCCUUGGGCACGCCAGAAACCUACGAUUGUGGGUUUCGAAUCCCGGUUCCCACGUUUCUAGGUUUGUGAGCACC